AUGGGUGCAAAGGUUAGCAGAAAUACUCGAAGUGUUAAAGCAGCCGCAAAACUACACGAACACGAACCUGCUGCGUGUAAAGAUUGCAAGACACCGUACCCAACUGCAGAGCAUUGGUGCAAAGUAUGCAAUGGAAGACGCUUUACUACGCAGUUUAAGGAGUGGACAAGUGGGAACGAAGACAUUGAUACUUUCAUUCAGGAAGCACAGACUUCCGCCACAGAACCUGGGAAAAUCUUGGAAUGGAUAUCAUUCGAAAAGUUCGAAGACGUUGAGAAGAAAGGAAGGGGUGGGUUUGGUACUGUGUAUCGAGCUAAAUGGAAGGAGGGCUAUAUAAGCGAUUGGGAUCCUGUUCGGAAACAAUGGGAUAGGUCCGGAGGGAUGGAUGUCGUGCUCAAAUCCUUGGACAAUUCCGAAGAUAUUUCACUUGCCUUUCUUAAAGAGCUCAGAGGAUAUGUGUCUUUGGGAAAACACAGAACAUCUAUAGUGAAAAGUUCAGAAAUUAGCGACGAUGCGCAAAGGCAUAUUCUCCCAUGUUAUGGAUUUACAAAGCAUCCAACUUCUCGUAAUUUCAUGUUGGUUGUUGAAUAUGCUACCGACGGCAAUCUACGGGAUUAUCUACAUGUAAACUAUGAUAACACACCCUGGAGAUAUCGUUUGUCGAUACUCUGGACGCUGGCCGAGGGUUUGAGAAUAAUUCAUAACAACAACUUGGUACAUAGAGAUUUUCAUUCGGGAAAUGUGUUGCAGCAAGGAUUAUAUUCUAGAAUCGCUGAUGUAGGUUUGGCUCGAUUACCGAACGGUGCGCCGUUACCCUCUAAUGCAGGUCCGCUUGGUGUUAUGCCAUAUCUAGCACCCGAAAUACUUCGUCAUGGAUCAUAUUCCAAAGAAGGAGAUAUAUUCGCUUAUGGAAUGAUAAUAGCUGCUGAAGAGUUUAGAAGGAAGACGUUAUUGUUUCAGAAAGAGCCUGCUCAUCUGUCAAUGAAUAUCCAUCCAGAUGCUGUAUAUGUUAGCAGAUUAUUGCCAAAUAUCAGCAAUUAUUCUGACAAGGAUAUUAAGGCGUAUGGAGAGAGAAGAAAGCAGCAGGCGGCAGAUGAGAGUUAA
Messenger RNA from Paraglomus brasilianum, 1104 nucleotides. NCBI's taxonomy places the organism in Eukaryota, Fungi, Glomeromycota, Glomeromycetes, Paraglomerales, Paraglomeraceae. The record is from the annotation of a GenBank genome assembly.